UCUCACAUCGAAUAGAAGCCAUUGAAAUUGUGAAAGGACAAUGGCCUCCAAGAAAUUUUUAUGCUUUAUUUUCGUCUGUUUCUUUGCCUUGGGAGGUGCUACCUACUGUACCUACGACAGUGAUUGUUCCUAUCUUCAGUCCUGUUGUACAGAUAAAGUCUGCAGACAGCUUUGUAAUGUCUGUUCGUACGACUACCAAUGUGGAUCGAACGAGCAGUGCUGUAAAAGCCAAUGUAAAAGUAGUUCUUCUUGUUCCUGUUCGUAUGACUCCCAAUGUGGAUCGAGCAAGAAAUGCUGUAAUGGCAAAUGCAUCAGUACUUUGUCUUCUUGUGCCUGUUCGUACAACUACCAAUGUGCAUCGAGCGAGAAAUGCUGUAAUGGAAAAUGCAUCAGUAGUUUUUCUUCUUGUUCCUGUUCGUACGAUUUCCAAUGUGGAUCGGGCAAGAAAUGCUGUAAUAGCAAAUGCAUCAGUAGUUCGUCAUCUUGUUCCUGUUCGCACAACUACCAAUGUGACAGUGGCGAGCAAUGCUGUAAUAGCAAAUGCAUCAGUAGUUCGUCAUCUUGUUCCUGUUCGUACGACUACCAAUGUGACAGUGGCGAGCAAUGCUGUAAUAGCAAAUGCAUCAGUAGUUGGUCCUCUUGUUCCUGUUCGUACGACUACCAAUGUGACAGUGGCGAGCAGUGCUGUAAAAGCAAAUGCAUUAGUAAAUCGUCUUCUUGUAACUGUUCGUCCGACGACCAGUGUGACAUUGGAGAGGAUUGUUGUGGAGGAGUUUGUUCCUCAUACUGUAGUUGGAGUGGUGGAGCUAUUGCAGGGGCUGUUAUCGGCACGAUUAUUUUCUUUGCCAUCAUAAUUUCCAUCGCAUCCUGUUGCUGCUGUGCUUGUUGCCCAUACUACCGCUACCGUACACCUGGUACUGUGGUCGUCACCGGCCAACAGCGGCAACAACAAAUAGUCUCAACCCACAUGAUGACGACGCAACAAGUACAUGCUCCUCCGCCGGUGAACUACAAUCAGCCUCCCUUAGCAAGUCACAGCCAGCCUCCUCCAAAUGGAUACGACCAGACUCUUCCAGGUUUAAUUCAGACUCCUCCGUCUUACUCAAGUUGUCCACCACCACCAAACCAAUAUUCUCCGCCGCUUAGACAAGCUAAAGUGGCGCCGAUGCCAGCUGUGGUAGACACCUAACAACCGAACGAAAUGUUAUUAAAGUAACCUACAAGGCAAGUUUUGCGAGCAGAUCACCGUUGCGGUGAAAUAAAUACCUUUGAUAUAUAUUUUCCAUUUAAAUAGAUGUAAACGUAGUAAAGUUACAAAAUGUUGUGUAAGAUUUUCUAAGGAUAGUUUUAGAAGUCUAAGUUAGGGAAUAGGUUCUCUAAUCUUAAAUGAAAUUAUAUUAAUCUUCGUCAUGAUAUGCACGCUGUAUAUUUGCAAAUUCGACCUAUUUCACCAUCGUCGUUCAAAGAAAAACAAAAAGUACCACAGAUUUCUUGUGGAGAGGAUUUUUGUUGGAGAUAGAUGAGUCCGGUCAUUAGCAUUGAUUUUCCAGAAUGAAUUUUGUAUUCUUAGAAUUGUAGUUUCACGAAUGUCAAUCGUGUCGUAUAGCAGUCAAAACGAUAAUCUUGGUAAUAGAAUGACAAAGGUUAAAAGUUGGUAUUAUGAGCUAGGUUGGAUCAUCCAACCGAGCUCAUAAUGCUCAUAACUGAUUUGCUUUAUUUCAGCUGUUACCUUAUUUACAGACGUGAUUAAUUACUUUUUUCAUUUUCUAUUUUUAGUUGAUCGAAUCUUUAGCAGAUCCUUCGACAGCAAAUGCUCUGUCGAUUUCGAGCAGUACUUGCAUUUGUGUGUUGUCACAAUUUUUUUGAAAAAUCAAUUUUUGUUAGUCCGCUUUCGUGUGUAAGAUUCAGUUUGAUAUGCAAGUAACCGGUUCGCAAAUGAAUUUUACUUCGGAUGUUCCGAAGUUUUACUUUGUGCCUGUAAGCGUGGCGAAAAUUUCAUCUGAGCGAUUUCUUGAGAAAGUGACUUUUGAGACUUACCAGCUGAAAACAUUUGUAUACGAUUACAACUUUGCUUCCAGAAUUAAACCUGAUCGUGCAUUUUUCGCGGAAGCUUUUCUACGAUAAAACCUGAUGAAGGAGACAUUAAUCAUCUAAAAGAAACCGGUUAAAUCCCGAUUUUGUCCUUCAAUAAGUGGACCUUGUAUUUGGCGGACAUCUUCAUCAUGUUCAUUUGGCAGAUGCAGACACUAUUUGAAGCGGGGCUUUGUGAGACCUAAGACGUGCUACAAGCAGUUGGUUUUACUAUGCUAGGUUGGCAGUGAAGAAUGCAGUUUCGACAAUUGCAAGUUCGCUCGUAUCAGAGAAAUAAAAUACAACGAAAACUGUGAUGUUUUACAGUCAUAGUCAUGAGGUUCGCGUGAUGUAAUUACCAUAAUCAUAACAGAGCCGGAUGCGUCGACGUUGAUAAGACGUUGAGAAAGGUCAGAAAGAAUGUUGAAUACCAAACUACACUGUAAAAUUGAAAGAGAAACGUUUUUAAUCUGCCUCCAGCCCUAUAAUUGUCCAUGAAAUUGUACAAUCAUUACUGUUGAUCUAGGUUUGGAUAUAACUGAAGGCAAACGCAUAGCUUAGUUUCAUUCAUAAUAAUCUUUCAGUUUGCACUUCCCCCGUCGAGUGGCUGGCUUUUACUACAACCUAACUCCUACAAUAAUACGGAUUACUUGACUACUAUAAAUGUUUCGAAAUCAAAUUGAAUUAAUUUAUAUCGCUUUGUUAUUCAACCAUUACAACUGAAGGAUAAACUGGACGCUUAGAGGCGUUACCCCGGCUUAUGUGUGACACAGAAAGAGCAUCUUUGAAUAUCAAAAAUUCAAGCUUGAAGAAAGUGAAUGUGGCCUUUGUUAUCAGAUAGAAAUAGAAUGUUUGAAACAUAUUAUCUAUCUGCAAAUCUAUAUACCAAAAAUCGGCAAAUUUUCACCCUCAAAAACAUGCAUAUCCGCUGCUUUUUUCACAUUUGUUGCCUGACAUGGCAUACCUUUUAUCUCUUUCAAUUAACAUUAGGAUUUACUGGUAUGCUAAUUCAAAGGAAACGGAAAUCAAGGGUUUAUUAGGUCAAUUUUACAAAGAUAGUCAAAUAUCCUGUAUACUAUGUUUGUUUCGAGGUCUCCCGUAUCCUUGUAAAACUAAAUUCCGCCCAGUAUUGUGCAUGCUUAAUGUUUUCUUGGAAUCCUAAUAAUCACAAAAACCGUGGACAAAGCGUUAGGGAUACCCAAGGCCGAAAAUAAAAUAGAGGUGAAAUAGUCAGUCAACAAAUGAAUAGUGCAAGCUUUAUUGAAACGCUAAAAAUGAUCAAUAUAACAGCAUAAACAUUAACCGAGUUUAGAUACUUGAUGGUACAGUUUACUCAAAUUUGUGCAAGUAAUCUAUAGAAAUUUCAAUUGACAUGUGGAUCCAAUCAUUAAUUACACUUAUCAUAAAAGAAUAAACAUAAACCGAGCCUAGAUGCUUGAGGGUGUAGGGUAAUUAUAUCUGUGCAGGAUUAUUUUUAUCUAUAUAAAUUUCAAAUGACAUGUUCAUGACGAGUUCAAUAAUUAA
Molecule: messenger RNA, 3594 nt
Organism: Pocillopora verrucosa
Lineage: Eukaryota; Metazoa; Cnidaria; Anthozoa; Scleractinia; Pocilloporidae
Product: keratin-associated protein 5-3-like
Source: RefSeq, a predicted model, not a curated record